AUGGCGCCCUUAGCAGAAAAGGAGGUAGCGAAAAUAGACAAUCAGACUGAGCAAAAAGAACAGACACAUCAAAAUGAUUCAGUGAAACGUGAAGAGAAGGCACAAAAGAUGAAAGAACGUCUUUUAAAUGCUCAAGCUCGAGGAGUAGAAGAGAGAAAAGCAGCGAAUGCAAGCGCUGAUAUGAGCCCGGAGCUGAAACAAGAAAUGGAGAAAUUCUUUGUGUGGACUCCCCCUCCUCCACCAGAAACUAUGGGUGAAAAAUUGAAAAGGAAGGUUAAGCAGAAUCCCAUCGUUCCUAUAGGUUAGUGUUGUUCCGUCAAAAAUGAGAUGCUGAUACCAAUAAACGAUGCCAGGAAUCAAACGAUUAUUACAUAACAUAAAUGUUGGGCCAUUCCUCUGACCACAAAUACUUCAGGGAGUUUGCAAAUUAGGGGACGUUACAUUUUUGAUCCGCCCCUUCCCCACUAAAGAUGGCUGCUGGAAUCCGAAAUGUUAAAUUUGUGUCAGCGCCCUUUGAAAAAUGAAAACUGAAGGGUCUAAGUUUUGUCGGCUUCUUUGAAGAAAAAAUCUGAACCCCUUAUUCUAAAUCCUACCAUCCUUGGAGGGGGGAGGGGGUACAGUUAAAGUAUGACCUGUUUUCUUUGAGGAUAAAAGUCAACUUACCUCAUCAAUAAAUGGGGGAUAUUAAGUGGAAUGCUUCUUCAUAUGAAGAAAUUUCCAUGGAAAGUUCACUCGAUAAAGAGAAACUUCAGUAUAGCCAGCCACUUGUUGGAAAAAUUGGUACUUUUGUUAUUCAACAAGAUGUAAAUAAGGUGUGGGUAUUUUGCAGUUUAGCCUGUAUUAAAUUAAAUCGAUAUUCACUAAGGCAGUUGAAACAGAAGACAGGACUAAGGAGAAUCAGUCCUGUUACUUGUUUCAGGUGAUAGAGAGGGGGACCAUGGGAUACUCUCUGAUAUUAGCUGUAAAGGUAAUGUGCAGUGUCAAAGAGUAUGGCUUUGGACUUCUUUCUCUCUGAGAUUGGGUAUACGUAGGGUAAGGCUUAGGGCCUUCUGGUACCAGGACCUAGAAUUAUGUAUGUAUUACACGCAUCUCUAGACUAGCCACAAGUCGACUCCGUGAGUACUAACGGCACGAGGGAUACGAAGCAAACAAAAGCGAGCGAUGUAAGUGACCACCUAACCAUCCCAUGAGAGCUGAGAUUCAUGUCGAAAACAGGGAAGGGAAAAAUCACAUAUUUGGGUCUGAAAUAGGGCUAGGGUUUCAGGAAACACGUUGCACAUUACCCACUUAAUUUUUCAGGAGUAACCAUUACCCCAUGCCCCCUCCCUACUUUAAGACUAUACAUCCUGGUUUUGUCUGCCAAUUUCCUAGCAAGAAAACAGCAACAAACAAGUCUACAACAAAGAGCUUUCUUGUCCUCUCACCUGAGCUAUAUCCAAUGAGGUUGAAAGAUAUUUGUGUGACAAAGAUGGCACCUUCCCAUACUUUUGGUCCUGGGCUCCAGUCCCUGUAGAGUGAUUUUACUUUUUUUGUUUUCCAAUGAAAGGUUUUUAAAGAUAUUUUUACGUAAUUUUUAAAAACAGUUGGUUCAUUAUAUCGAUGUAUAGUUGGUAAUUAAUGUACAAAACCCAGCAAUCCCAGAUCUGAACAAUUACUGUAAUACCUGGUGUACAUAGCUGUGCAUAGCUAUGGUACUAGAAACUCAAGAAGAGGAAACAAACUGCUAAAAAACUCAGGGGCAACCAACGAGAAUAUAGUUCAAAAGCACUUAAACAUAGCAUUGUUAAACUUAUUUUAGUAUUUAAACGGUAGAUAAAGGCAUAUUUUUAUCCCCUUAAAUUUUUCAUCUGUUCGGAUUUCCUAGCUGAAAGUCUAGUGAUCCGAAUAUUAUAGGGAUCAAAACUUACCUUUUCGAAAAAGCCAGAAAAAAGGCUACUAGGUGACCUUUUAAAAAAUUUUAUACCACUUUUUGAUGUUCUGUUUUUUACAACAAAUGUUCAAAAAUUCUAGAUCUUUCAUUUUUCUUUUACUGUACACAUUAAUUUUACCCUUGUUGGUCUGUUUGGCUUUCAUCUUUUAUCACAUGUUGACAUUUAUUCAUUAUAUUGAGGCAUAUUUUUAUGAUUGUCCUUCUGGAUUGUGUUUGUUAUAACGAGGAUUUCGAUUUCGAGGUACUGUUCGAUACAUUUUACUGUAGUUUUGGCCAGGCUGAAAAAAAUCAUUAGUUAUUUACCAAGGACUUCGUUGUAUAGAGGUUCGUUAAAUCGAGUUUCCACUGUAUUUCCUACAGUUGGCCCUUUCCCCUGAGCUUCACAAGGUUCUACAAGAAAUAUUCCAGUUGUGCUGUACUAUGCAGCCCCAGAAAAUAUCCAUGCUUCCUCCACCAAAGUGAUUGGAAACUCUAAGGUGGAGUGAGGUCUCAAAGAUUCAUAUUCAUUUAAAGCAAUAUGAAGAGAUUAACUCAAAAACUGGAAUCUCUGCAAGGGAGGAAGGAGGUCAUAGAACAAAUCCUUUUCAUUGAGGGGGGGAGUGGAUAUUGUCUGGAACCAUAUAUCAGUAAGAAGUGAUAAUUACACCAUUUUACGAUGCAGUUUCUGUCUUGUAGUUUUAAUCAGUAUUGUGUUUCUUCCAAACAGGUGCACUGGCCACUGUUGGAGCAUUGACAUAUGGUCUUUUUUCAUUCAUACGAGGUGAUACAAAGAUGCAACAGUACAUGAUGAGAGCGAGAGUUGCAGCCCAAGGAGGCACAAUUGUUGCUGUUGCCGCUGGUGUUGCAUUCAUGCUUUUUCGUGACAGUCAAAACAAGAAGUCUUAA
Messenger RNA from Porites lobata, 2815 nucleotides. The record is from the annotation of a GenBank genome assembly. NCBI's taxonomy places the organism in Eukaryota, Metazoa, Cnidaria, Anthozoa, Scleractinia, Poritidae.